UUCUCGUUCCGUUCCAUCCUUGCCUGACUCCGGUUCUAUGCGCACCACCACGCCAGCCCCGGUCCGUUGGUGUCCGUCGGGACCUCCCGCAGGCCGAGCAGAAGCCCCCGUCAUGGCGCGGCACCGGCGCCCGGGCCGCAGCCCCCCAAAGCCCGCAGCUCCCCCCUCCAGCUCCCUCUGGAGCCUGGCGCUGCUCCUGGCCCUCCUCGGGGUCGCUGCCACUGCUACCACCUGGGGCUUUGCGGGCUACCGAGAGGCUCAGACGAGGGCACAGCGGGAGGCAGUGCUGAAGUCUCUGGGGACCGAAGGCCAAUUCCUGUUCGCCUCUCUGGACACUGACAGGGACUUGUCCAUCAGCCCCGAGGAGUUCAGACCCAUUGCUGAGAAACUAAGGGAAAUCAACAGAGAUUAGAGGUGGAUGGAUGAACAUGAGGGAAAAGGAAACAUUGUCACAUCCCCUUAACGUAAAGCUUAAUUUUCCCAUCUGAGGAAUAUCCCAUCUGCUCCCUGAGGACAAAUGAGAGGACUUAUGAGAUCAUCUCUGGACCUAAAUGCUGGAAAUCAUUAUUAAUGGUCACUAUCACUGAGGAAGAAGAGUAAUCAUGUUGGAAGAAUCAAGGCAAGCUAAUGACUAGUCUUCUCAGAUCCUCAAAGCUCCUUUUGUCUUAGGUUUUAUUAUGAUCUCAGCUGCUCUCACAAAAUGGAAUUUCAGAUACUUUUAUGGUUGCAGUUUACAAAUGUGUAAAUAAUAAAAGCUUUGGAAGU
This is a messenger RNA of Sarcophilus harrisii (Tasmanian devil), 765 nucleotides long. RefSeq names its product selenoprotein N-like. Lineage: Eukaryota; Metazoa; Chordata; Mammalia; Dasyuromorphia; Dasyuridae. Gene Ontology annotation, biological process: calcium ion homeostasis; skeletal muscle fiber development. Gene Ontology annotation, cellular component: endoplasmic reticulum membrane. The record is from RefSeq and is a predicted model, not a curated record. The transcript is spliced from 2 exons. Bases 38 to 412 code for a protein of 124 amino acids.